AUGAAUGAACCUAAUCAUCUUAAUAAUCCUUUGUAAAAUAUAGAGAAACCGCCUUAGUUAUUUGGAAUACCUAAAAUCUUGACUUCUCAUCUUAUCUGUUCAGAAUCUCAAAAUACUCAUACAGAACAAGACUAAAUGUCAUAUGAUCCAUCAAGGUAAUAAGAAGAGAAAAAUGCUAGGCGUUAUUAAAUGCUUCAAAUUUUCCAAAACGACAUCUAGCCUCUAUCCUCAAAGAUAGAUAGCUUAAUGAAGUAGCAGUAGUUAAAGGAGAUUCUUAAACAAAAGUCAAUCCUUAGAGGCUUGCCACAUAAUGAACUGGUGAUGCAAAGUGAGUAAGAAUUGAGCACUGCACUAAGUGGCGAUAAAUUAACUUAAUUCAAGGGAGUCUAGUUUAAGGAUGCUGAUGAAAAUUUCAUAAAAGUCAAAUAUUUCAAGAUGUCUGAUGAGCCAAACGCACCUGGACGUACCUUUGAAGAAGUUUAAAUGAUACAAUCCUAAUUAUCUAAUCUGCCUCAGCAUAUGAAAGAGGAUUAACUCAAGCUUAUUGAGAUGCAGCUUGAAAGAAAGAAAAUAAUUGAGAUUAACGAUGAAAAAGUAAGAAAAGGACAGAGGCUAGCAGCAAUGUAGCCUCUUAUUUGCUUUGUGGAGCCAGCAAAAUUAAAUGUCAAACAGAGAUAAAUGAAUUAUAAUGAGCAAAAGACCUAAAAAUAAAGGGAGAAAGAUAUUAUUCCUGUCAUUUACUCCACAGAAAAUUCUAUUCCAAACAACCCAAUGAGAGAAUUUUUCGAAUUCACCCUAUAAAAGCAAUAGGAGAUGGGGAUAUAAAUUAAGCUAGAUAAUUCAGAGGUACCCUGA
Messenger RNA from Stylonychia lemnae, 855 nucleotides. Lineage: Eukaryota; Ciliophora; Spirotrichea; Sporadotrichida; Oxytrichidae. The record is from the annotation of a GenBank genome assembly.